AUGCCAAAACCUUCGGACCUUAAAAGGUUACAAAAAGAAAAAAUAAAUGCAGCCUGCUUUGCCCGAAAUCUUAUUGACCUUAGCUCAAGUGAAGAAUAUGAAAGCAUUAAUUCAAAUUCAAAUAAAGAUAACGAUUCAGAUAAUUAUGAUUUCAUAUAUGAUAAUAAUGAUGAUAACAAGUUUCAAAAAAGUGGACGUCCAAAAACAUAUAUUGGGCUUUCUGCAUGGACUCGUCAAAGAAAAAAGAAGAUAUUAAAAGAAGCAGCAGUGGGAAGCUUAAAGAUUACAAGUUUUUUCCCCACUAAUGAUGAAAAUGAACAAGUUGGUACUUCAGAGAAUGAAUAUAGUAAUAGUGAAUCAGAGGAUGAAGAAUGUUGA
Messenger RNA from Dentiscutata erythropus, 378 nucleotides. The record is from the annotation of a GenBank genome assembly. Lineage: Eukaryota; Fungi; Glomeromycota; Glomeromycetes; Diversisporales; Gigasporaceae.